UAAUACGAAUUGAAUAAUCAAUCAAAAUCAGUAAAAGCUAUAUAUUUAGAAAAAGAAAAAGAAAAAAAGAAAAAUCUUGUCUGCACCACCACCACAACUGAUAGCCUCCUAUAUAUCCCACACCCGAACCACCCACCACACUUUCCUUCAUUUCAUCAAAACCAAACCCUUUUCUCUUUCUCUCCAUAUAUCGCUUUGUCUUUUUCUUUUUUCCCAAUUGGUGCCAACGGAAUCGCAUUUCCAAAUUUCAAAACGAGAGAAACGAUGCAGCGCCCGCAGCUGGAGGUGGAAGAACCUUCCUUUCAUCACGAAAACCCAUCCCCGUCUCCCAGUUUCAGCAGUUACUCCUCGGAGACACUCGCGGAGAUCGCAGCCAGGGUAAUUGAGGAGCUCCGCCGCGACCCUCAUUCCCACGACGACGCGCUCUUUCCGGCGUGGGAAAACGACGACGACAACCACUUCACCGCGCAAAACAACGACUUCUCCGUACAAAACGACGAGUCCACGGCGCAAAACGACGACGAUGACAACAGUUUCGAGUUCGCCUUUGUUUCCCAUGACUUGGCUUCUCCGGUUUCAGCGGACGACAUUUUCUACAACGGCCAGAUCAAGCCCAUGUACCCAAUCUUCGGCGUUCCUUCUCACGACGACCUUUUGAGUGUUCCAAACACUAUUGAUAGUACCGCUACAACUCCAGAGGGGACAGUUAGACGGCGUCGUCUCCCUCUGAGGAAGUUAAUGUUCGAGGAGGGUGAAACGGCGUCGUGCUCGUCGUCAACGGACGAGAGCGUUGACUUGGAGGGGGUGGCGGAAGGCGCGUACUGUGUGUGGACUCCGAACUCCGUCGGAAGGGAACGGAAAAAGAGCAACUCGACGGGGUCUGCAUCGAAACGGUGGAAGCUUCGGGAUUUGCUUCUGAGGAGCCACAGUGAGGGGAAAGAUAAACAACAACAAAAACAGCAGCAAAUGGUAUUUCAGAUUCCGACGAACAAAGUGAAACCUCAGAACGGAACAGUCGGAACGGAGCAUCAUGCGGAAGAGAACAAGAGGAAGUCUUUCUUGCCUUACAGACCAGAAUUGGUUGGACUUUUCACCAAUGUCAAUGGGCUUGGUCGGAAUUUGCGCCCCUUUUGAUUUUUUCAACGCAAUAUUAUUAUUAGUUGUUAAUUAUUAAUCCAUUUAAUAUUUAUAUUCCCUGUUUUAUUGGUACUUGAUGUUCUUCAUCUUUGGUUUGUUUGCAUGAUGUUCUGGUAGUUUUGGGGCGGGUAUAUUUGUAAUUAAAGAGGAUGAGAUUGUUGUAGUGUUUAUUCUUUCUAUGAUGUAUAUUAUGUGGAAAUUAUAAGGUUUU
Messenger RNA from Vigna radiata var. radiata (mung bean), 1348 nucleotides. RefSeq lists its product as uncharacterized. NCBI's taxonomy places the organism in Eukaryota, Viridiplantae, Streptophyta, Magnoliopsida, Fabales, Fabaceae. The record is from RefSeq and is a predicted model, not a curated record. The coding region runs from base 265 to 1134 and encodes 289 amino acids. The transcript has a single exon.